CAUUUUCAAACAUGUGGAGGCUUCCUCGAGAGAUUUUAGCUCUAAUAUUUAGCCAUCUCAAAAAAAGAGACGUUUUACACUGUGCUCUUGUCUGCAGUACUUGGAAGCGUAUUGCAAUGCCAAUUGCUUACGAGACUGUGAUCCUAAAUGGCGAACAUGUUGAUCUUGUAAAAAAGCUUUUGGGAUUCGGUCCGCUUGAACGCGAUCGACACUUUCAAUAUGGAAAAUUCACAAAUUGGUUGAUGAUUGAAAGAGAAUACGAUGAUGUAUACUUUAACAAGGAGGAAUUGAUACUACUAUUAGAAUACUUGCCAAAUCUCGAAGUUUUAGACUUGGGCGAUAGCAAUAACUAUGUGUCUUAUAUCAAGUAUAUAAAUGAAACUGAGUCCAACAAAUCUUUGUUGAAGAUUAAAAGCUUUAUAACCGAAAGACUAGAGGACGAUUUUGCUUUUAACAAUCUUUACUUCGCUACCUGUUACAAAUAUCGUGCCACUAUCAUUGAUCUGGAUCUGCAAUUUGAAAAUUUGUUCUUCAACAUAAGCUCUAUAAGUGGAGAUAUCAUUACUUUGUUAGCGCAUUUCAAUAGGUUGACAGAUUUGACCUUUACAAACACUUGCUCUGCUGAACUUACCACGUUGGAUCUUCAAGAAGCUUGCCCUCAUUUAGUUUCGCUGACUUAUGACAGUGAUUUUCAUAUUCCGGAUUCAACAGUGAAAAAUGUUCUUGACAAGACAAAUCAUGGGGAAUUGGAUUACAAGGAUUUGAAAGAAUUUGAUAUCACUAUUCCGUCAAUUCAAAAGAACUACGCUGAUUACAUUGCAAAAUAUGUCUCUCCACAUGUGGAAAUAUUGAGGCUGCAAAUCAGCAACCUGGAUUUAUAUGAUUGGAUGGAUAGCAUUGGUUAUUAUAAUGCUUUGAGUCUUUUAAACAGUUUGUGUAGCGUAGAAAAACAUGUUCAUAUUAGCUGGAGUCCCGACAAGGAUUACAUACGACAAUCUUCGGACAGUAGGUCUGAUAUGACCAAUUUUUUCUCGUGUCUGAAUGCAUUUAAAGGGGACGAUAGAGUAUACUGUAGUUGCCGGUUUUCAGACCGUCAAGAAGGCUAUAAAUCCAUUCAGCAUACUUCAAAUCAUGACUUAUACUUUAAUUAUGGGUUAAACCAUUCUGAUAUUUAUAGUACCAGCGAUACAGAUUCAUCAUUUCGUAGUACUGAAGUUGUUCUGCCCGAUUAUUCUAAAUCUACUAUUGGACCCAAAAUAAUCAAUAAUAUGGAAGUGAAUAUAUCUAUGCUCGAUGAUCAUGCAGAUUUACUUUUGAAAUUCGCACAAUAUGCACUAACAAAUUGUCCAAAUCUUGAAUACUUUUUAUAUAAAUCAAUGGGAUAUCCUAAAGGUGAUAUUUGUAUUUGUCCUGAUAUAUACAUCGAUACCUUCAGAAGAGAAAGGGAAAACAGGGUAUUAAAUACGACUCAAGAAAACCUCAAGGUUGUAAAGACUCGAAACAUAAUCCCAUCAACAGAAAUGCUGCGACUUUUAAAUAAUUACGUUCCUGCUAUGGAGACUCUUGUGUGUGGUUAUGACAGUCCCUAUGAUGCACCACGGGUAGACGUGACCCUACUAGAUCUAACUGAAUCCGGAAACCUUUCAUUAGUGAUCAUUGACAUUCAAUUUUUAUGUGUUGAUAGUCCGGAUGUAUGUUAUAUUGAAAUGGAGUAUUCCUCUAAAGAUCGUAGUUACUACCUAUUGGAGAUGAAUGAAAAUGGUCUUUCUCUUAACUCUGUUACAACCGAAAAUAUUGAAGAACAAAGCAACAAGGAUGGUGCCAUUAUCCUGUCGAUCCUUAUCAAAUGCCACAUACAUGUCCACUUUAAAUUUUACUGUGAAUACACAAGGGUUGCAGAUAUCAUCAAUGGGGAACUUAUCCAAAAAAAUGAGGUCUCUUAUGAUUCCUUUAUAUUAUUCAAGUUGUAAACACUCACUUUUUAUCAAAUAAAUCGCAUCAAGUUAUGCAUUUUUUCAAACUGCAGACAGCAUUUUGCAAAAUGUAGACAGGUUAUGGCAUUUUAAUUAAA
Messenger RNA from Mucor mucedo, 2071 nucleotides. RefSeq lists its product as uncharacterized. Lineage: Eukaryota; Fungi; Mucoromycota; Mucoromycetes; Mucorales; Mucoraceae. The record is from RefSeq and is a predicted model, not a curated record. The transcript has a single exon. Bases 12 to 1970 code for a protein of 652 amino acids. Gene Ontology annotation, molecular function: protein binding.